This is a messenger RNA of Closterium sp. Naga37s-1, 3633 nucleotides long. The record is from the annotation of a GenBank genome assembly. NCBI's taxonomy places the organism in Eukaryota, Viridiplantae, Streptophyta, Zygnematophyceae, Desmidiales, Closteriaceae.
AUGCAGGGCUCAGUGGCAAUUAGCAUGUCGGUGCAUGAGACAUCCUUCACCUUCAUCUGCGCGCAUCUCAACGCGGGGGAGGAGCGCGCUGAUGCUGCCCGCCGCACAUUUGACUUCCUCGAGAUUCUCCGCCGCACCACCUUCCCCAGGGAGCUGCCGGACCCAUGGACUGCCAGGCUGGCAGAGACCAUCACGGAGCACGAAGCACGAGUGAGUGUUGAUGUGCAGUGGAGUGGUGGUAGUGGUGGUGAUAGUGGUGGUGGUGGUGGUGGUGGUAGUGGUGGUGGUAGUGGUGGUAGUAGUGGUGGUGGUUGUGGUGGUGGUAGUGGUGGUGGUAGCGGUGGUGGUAGUGGUGGUGGGGCGCACACGCACUGUCCGGUGUUCUUCAUUGGCGAUCUAAACUACCGCCUGGAGCUACUCUCCAUCCAGCUCUCCCCCCUGUUUCCACUCCUACCCUCACCCACAUUCUGUUCCUUCUCCCACAUUCUCUCUCUCCUCCCCCAGUCCUGUUCGCAUGUUCUUCUUUGGCAAUCUCAACUACUGCCUGCCUGGAGCUGCUUUCCCCUCCAACCCCAUUUCCUCUCCUCCCUUCUCUUCUCCCUGCCCUUCUCCCCCAUAUCCUACCGCCUCCCCCGCCCGCCCUUCGCCAGUCGGGUAUUUUUCUUUGGCGACCUCAACUAUCGCCUGGAGCUGCCGGAUUUGGAGGCGCGUGCACUGCUGGCCAAGCGCGACUGGGAGGCGCUGCUGCAGCACGACCAGGGUGGUGCUGCAGUGGGAAGGAAUGAGUGGUGUGCCACUGGGACGUGCGAGCUGCAGCCUUCGUCCUUUCGUCCCAAUGUGGAUACACCACAUGGCAACGGUGCUGCUGCACCUAGUUGGCCAUCUAGCUGCGUUACCUCCCCUCCCCACCUCCCUGCCACUCUCUCUCCUGCAGCUGCGGUGGGAGCUGUCAGAGGGAGGGGCGCUCCCAGGGUGGCACGAGGGCACCAUGUUCUUCGCCCCAACCUACAGGCUACAGGGACUAUGUAUGAGAUGAGGCACUCAAAUGCGCUGCUGCCCUGCCCUCCUCCCUCCCCCUUCCCACAGCUGCGGUGGGAACUCUCAGAGGGUGGGGCACUGCCUGGUUGGCGAGAGGGCCCCAUCUUCUUCGCCCCGACGUACAAGUACGCAGCGGGCAGCAACCGGUACGUGGGGGAGGACGAAGAGGACGGGGAGAAGCGCCGCACGCCCGCCUGGUGCGACCGCGUCCUCUGGUACGACUCGGGUGACGCCACUGACAGCCUCCCCCCCACCAGCUUCAGCAGCCCGAGCCCCAGCACCAACACCACCACCACUGGGAUCACCAGCAGCGGCAGCAUGAGCAGCAUGGGGGGGUAUGCGAGUGAUGCGCUGCAGCUGGUGUCGUACUCGCGGGCGGAGCUGGCCUUGUCGGAUCAUCGGCCGGUGGCGGCGGUGUUUGCAGUGCAGGUGGAGGCGGUGGAGAGAGAGCGGUUUGAUGCGGCUGUUGCUGUGGCGUGCAGACAGCUGGACGAGCGGCAGCAGCUGGCCAUUCCGCAUUUCUCUCUCAGUGCUCAUGCCGUGGAAUUUGGAGAGGUGAGUUGGGGUGUGAAGGUGAGUAGGCACGUCUACAAUGGGGAGACGGUGGCGUGCCGUCAGCUGGACAAGCGCGCCGCAGCUGGCCAUCCCCGCCUGACUUGCUGCUCUCCCUCCCAUGACCCCAUCCCUCACCCACAUCCACCCUCAACGUCUCCCACAUCCCGCUGUUCCCCUCCUCCCUUCUCUCCCUCUCCCGUUCUCAUGCUUCGAACCUUCCCACAUCCCCUCCCCCGUACUCCUCUCCCCGUACCAGGUGCCCUACGCCUCUGCCCUGCCAUCCAUCGCACCGUCAAGCUGCCCAUCUCAGCAUUACCCCCUCCAAACCUGCUUCGCUGCCUCCCUACAUGCGCGCACCCGAUCCCCAUCUCAAACUCCACCACCACCCCUCCCACCACACAUGCACCCAAUCUCCCUCAAACCCAACUCCACUCCCCGUCUCCCCUCCCUCCCCCACCAUGUGCCCUAUGCCUCUGUCAUCCGGCGAACCAUAGAGCUGCACAAUCUCGGCACAGUCCCCGCCCAAUUCUCUCCCUUCCAUCACUCACCCACAUACCCCUCACCCGCUCUCUCCCUCUCCUCUUCCCCCACCAGGUGCCCUACGCCUCUGUGAUCCGGCGAACCAUAGAGCUGCACAAUCUCGGCACGGUGCCCGCGCGCUUCUCCGUGGCCCCUGCAGGCAGCACAGACACCGCAGCUCCCGGCCCUGCUGGGGGGUGUGGGGCAUGGGUGGUGGCAGAACCAGCAGCAGGGGCAGUGGCGCCAGGGCACACUGUGACUCUCAGCCUGCACACCUGGGUGGCUGUGCCGGGCACGAGGGUUGAUCUGCUGGUGGAUCGCGGCGGGCUGCUGGAUUUGAUUCUGGUGGUCGCGAUUGCGGGCGGUGGAGACCUGUUUGUGGCGUGCUCUGGGAGCUACGUGCCCUCCUGCUGGGGCCUGCGUCUGGAGGCACUGGCAGGCCUCAAGGACCCCAUCCGCUCGCUCUCCCUCAACGCCAUCGCCCUCAUUCCCUCCUUUUUGUUCCCUUAUCAUUCCUGCCAUUCCUCUCCCUCCUCUCUUUCCCCACCCCCUAGCCUGGAGGCCCUGGCAGGUCUCAAGGACCCCAUCCGCUCGCUCUCUCUCGACGCCAUCGCCACACGCCAGCGAUCCACCGUCCGCUACAGCCGGGCUACAGCUGCCUCUGCUGCCGGCGGUCACCAGGCCAGCAUCCCAGAAGCUUCCGAAACCGACCCUGAUAAUGACGACCACAAUGACUCCGCUGCUGCAGGCGGGGAGGAUGAUCGGCCGUUAGGAGGAGCGGCACGGGCAGCAGCGCCCCAUGCAUCAGACGCAUUUGAGGUGCCCAAGGAGGUGGCCCGCAUGCUCACCUUCCUCCUAGACUCAGGCCAGGACAUCUCCUCCGCCUUUGACCCUAUUGAUCUCGGCAUCGACCUCUCUCUUGAGCAGGAGGACACCAGUCGGCUCUCUACCGCUGCUGCUCUGGCUGUCGCUGCUGCUGCGGACGCCGUGGGUGCAGUAGCAGGGGCAGUGGGAGCAGCUGCAGCAGACCUCGCAGCUGGAGGAGCCACAAGAGCAGCAGGAGGCGGAGCAGGAGGAGCAGGGGCAGGAGGAGCAGGGGCAGGGGAAGGGGACGGACCGGGGUCAACUCAGUUCCUAGCGGCCAAGGCAGCAGCACUGGGGGCAGUGGCUCAGGAGUUGCAGAUUGCACCCAUCCGUCUCGCACUCGACACCGGCACACCCUUCCCCACCGAAACCUCCCCCCUCACCAUGGCUCGUGCACUUGUCUCUUUCCUUCUAGCCCUCCCUGAGCCUAUAAUUCCUCCGGCUGUGGGGGAGGAGGUGGCACGUAGGGAGGGGUGGGCAAGGGGGGCUGCUGCUACGCUGCUGGCGGAGCGGUUGGGUGCGGUGCAGCUGGGUGUGGUGGACUCGCUGCUGGCUCUCAUCCAAGCUCUGCUGCGGAACCGCAUUGCGAAUCGACUCGCCAUUUAUGAGCUGGGUAUGGUGUACAGUGUACAGUGUUCAUUCACUGGUGUUGCUUAA